UAAAUAAAAACAUAUUGUUAAACAAACGCCUCAAAACAGUCAAAUUUAUAUUAUAAAACCUGUGGUACAAAAUCUAAGGUGUGAUUGAAUGAGCUGCGACUUUGCACCCGUAAACAACUGAACUUUAAUAACAAGUUCAGCUUGACUUAUUGUCACUAAUAUUCAUGCAUUUGGCUCUACCAUGGCAUAGCAAAAUCUGUAGCGUUGCAUGAAACCGUCAUACUGCCCAGCACUAACACUAACCGUUUUGUGUUACAGCUCCAUGUCUAACUAACUCCACACCUUAAGAUCAGCGAUCUAACCACAUCCUCCCGUUUCUCUCUCUUCCUUGUCUUUUUUGUUCCUCGUGUCCUUCUGCACCUCAAUCUGUUCCCUUCCUUUCCUCCUGUGUAGCAGCUACACCUGGCUGUAAGUGGCUUCACUGUGUGUGUUUCUGUGCGCAUAGACAUGUCUCUCCUCUGCUGCUUGAAAGCUUCCUUUCAUGGUAAUUCCAUUUAGAACGGACACCCCUUCUGACUUCCUCUCACCCUCCAGAGAUCACAGCCAUUCCACUGACGGCCUACGGACCAAUGGCAGCGGCCGCAGCUGCAGCGGUGGUCAGAGGUUCCACACACUCACGUACCGCCGGCUUCCUGGGCACCAGCAGCCCUGGGCCAAUGGCAGACCUGUAUGCAGCAGCCAAUCAGGAUUCAGGAGUCAGCAGCUAUAUCAGUGCGGCAAGUCCCGUCCCCAGCACAGGGUUUGGACACGGACUCGGGGGUCCUUUGAUUGCAACGGCCUUUACCAAUGGCUACCACUGAGGGGUGUCCAAUCAGAGCCCAGCAUGGGAGGAGAAACUCACGCGCUUGUGAACCGUGAGCACUUCUGGCGACGUGACGUGCUUUUGGGACGAACCCCACGGGCGGCUGCGGUCCCUCCUGACUCCGCUCUGGAGUUUCCACCUUUUCUUUUUCUCUAUUCUCUACUAACAUCACUUUUCGUUUUCCUCAUCCCGUAUUUCCUUCCUGACGUAUCCGACUCAUUUAUGAUAUGUCUGUCUUCUGAAAGAAAAAAAAUGAAGAAAAAAACUUUGUCAAAACAAUAUUGUUUGAUUGUACGUGCGGAGACGCAAGGAAUUUCGUUUCCCCGGAUUUUUAUUUUGACAAUUUUUCUGCAUUUGUUAUGUAUUUUUGCUGACUGUGUUUUUAUGUUUUUACUGUACUCAUGCUGUAAUGGAUGAUGUCGAGAAGACAGCGAGAGAGAAAGAGAAAGAAGGGGCACGAAACUGGAAAAAAAGUCCAGGAUCUGUUUGGUUUUUAAAACGAAUCUAAACAACACCGAACAAAUACGUGAGAAUGAAUCAAAUUUGUGAAAAACAAAGCAAAACGACGGGACAAAAAUGUAUAUUUUGGUAGUUUUUACACAGCAUUUGUAAUGUUAUAACGAACAUUCUUAAGCUGAAUCGGCUAUUUUUUCCGUAAAAUUGGUUUUACAUAAGAAACAACAGGUCUCAUUCAUGACUUUUCUGCGUGAAUCUGCAUUCUACAGUUUCAGAUGUAAGAAUAUUUGACACAUUUUUACACAGAAAUCCGUUCUGCUCAUGUUGAGGCUCAUUCUUCGGCUUCUUUUUGUAGAUACUGUAUAUAUGCAUGGAUUUUGGGAGGGUUCGAGGGUUCGGAUUGAAUGAUGGACUGGGGUUUGCGGGAGGGCUGAGGGUCCUUUAUGGUUCUUAACAUGCAAACAUCUUUCUUCACAUUUAGUCUUGCAUUUCUGAGACUAGUUUCAUGACCAAGUUGGACCGAUGUGGGUCUUUGGUUGUGCUUCUCUCGCUUUCGACUCCAUUUAUACUCUUUCGGCCUAAAUUCUCCGAAUCAAACGGACCUUUCGGUCGUUUCCGUUUCGUAUGAAUCCUCACGCUCGUGAAUGUUAAACCAUUCAGAAACCACGUUUUUUGAUGUUUGCUGUCACUUAUGAGGCGGCACAACAUCGCUGAAAAACCAGGUUGCGUUUUCCAUUAGAGCAAAUGAUUUGGUCGCGUGUUUGGGAAACGGAAACGCGGUCUUGAGCCGCCUCAUUUUCGAAGAGCACAGCUGCUGGGCUUCUCUUCAUGCUGUUUUUGGAAAUAUAUAUUAUAUAUAUAAUGUUUUGCGCAGUGUACUUCUAUUGUAAAUCGUUCCCUUUCUCCUUUUUCUGUUCGUUUUUGACGGUACAACGCUGUUUUUUUUUUUUUUUUGAAGAAAUGAAGGACAAAUUUACAAAGCAAAGGAGUCUGAGCGCUGUUACACCUGUCGUUGUGUGUUGGGAUGUGCGUGUGUGAGUGUAAGUUGCGGCGACUGCUUAGACUGAAGUAUGGAUGUACACGUAGCUAGUUUACAUGCAUUCAACUGCCACCUUUGAAACUGUCUUGUCUCUGCCAGCAAUGGAGAGGAACGUCUCUGAAAUCACAGCUCUAAUGGAGGCCUUCUGGGAAAAUUGCUAAUUUUUACGUAAUUGUUACACUUGACUAAUAAUAGAUGUUCAGAGUGAUUAUUUUUUUUCAUUUCAGCAACAUUGGAUCUGUUUGA
Molecule: messenger RNA, 2543 nt
Organism: Sinocyclocheilus anshuiensis
Lineage: Eukaryota; Metazoa; Chordata; Actinopteri; Cypriniformes; Cyprinidae
Product: RNA-binding protein Musashi homolog 1-like
Exons: 5
Coding region: 570-800 (76 amino acids)
Source: RefSeq, a predicted model, not a curated record